AAUAUAUACAGGAUUUCCACCAAAUAAAAGGAGUUUGGCUAAGAAAGUUAAAAAAGCCAUUUCAUGUAUCUGCAGAAGUAUUAGACACCAUGAGUGCGUCUCUUCGAGUGUUUGCUGUGGGAAGCGAAAUAGCUAUGAGCGGACAAUGCGGUAAACAAUUCAAUGAGCUUAGGUUUCUGCAAGCAUGUACGGUAUCAAAUUUGGCUAUUGAUAUAUUGAAGCUGAGAAACCUAAGGUUCAUGGAUUAUUAUUUGAAAAAGAACGAAAUUUGGAGUCUACCUGGGAAUUUCUCAGGAUUGCAAGUGCUAAAACUGAAAAGUUGGGGACCUGUUGGGCGCAUUAUACAUCUAGAUGUAGACUUCGGGCUUCUUACUAAAUUAAAACAUUUGGAGUUGGAAGGAUUUCAUAUCACAGAAGUCUCGAGUUUUGUGAAGGUGUAUAGUUUGCAAAAGCUAAAAUUGUUCCGAAUUCAAGGUCUGAAGGAGUUACCAGGCUCAAUAGGGAAGCUUCGAGCACUGCGUAAGUUGUAUUUAGUCAAAUGUUAUGACCUAACGCGGUUAGCAGAAGGAUUUGGCCAGCUAUGCUCUCUUACAGAGCUUGAUCUACAAUUUUGUCAGAGUUUGCAAGAGCUCUCAUGCGAUUUCCAGAGGCUAUUGUCAAUAAAGUCGCUGAACUUAAUCCAUUGCUCCAGUCUCCUUCGGCUACCAGAAGGAAUUGAAAGCCUAUCAUCUUUACAAUUAAUAGAUGUUAGUGGCUGUAGUAAGUUAACUAAUCUCCAGCACAGGGUUUGUCAGAUGUCAUUCCGGAAGGGUGGAAUAUCAUUUUCGGGGUGUUCAAGCUUGAAAGAAUUACCAGAAGAAAUCUGCAAAUUCACAAUGCUGACAAGCUUAUCGUUGUCUGGCUGUGAGAGCUUAAAGGUGCUUCCUAUCGGCUUCGGUCAACUCGGUUGCCUAAAAGAAUUAGGCUUAGAAAAAUGUGAAGGCUUACAAGAAUUGUGCGAGGACUUUCAUUGCUUGGGAGGGCUAAGAAGGUUAAAGAUGUCUGGAUGCAAGAGCUUGUCAAGGCUGCCUCAAGAUUUUGGGAAACUUAGCUCUUUGGAAAGGUUAGUAUUAUCAGAGUGUGAUAAGUUAGAGGAACUGUGCAGUGACAUUUGGUGCCUUGGAGCAUUAAAAUUUUUGGAAUUGUCCAGAUGCAAGAGCCUGUCCAAACUUCCUGAUUGUUUCGGCCAACUUGGAUGUUUGAAAAUGCUAGAUUUAUCAAUGUGCUUUAAACUGGAGGAGCUUUCCAGUGAUUUUCAUUGCUUGACAUCCUUAACAAACCUAGACUUAUCAAAGUGUCAGAGCCUAGCAGGAAAAUGGAUAGACGUGGUUGGGUCUAUUCAGAGCUUGUGGCGCCUUAAUAUUUUAGGAUGUGAAGAGAUGAAUGGGCGGUGGAAAGAAAUGAAAAAGGAAGAAGAAAAUUGGCACUUCGUUGUGCUAACAGACUCGUCCUCGCAGGAAACGGGACAGGGACAAAAUGCUAUUUUGUUGAAGGGAACGCUAGCAAAGAUAUUUGAAGAGGAAGGUCUAUUGGUUGACAUUAAUGGACACCCCUUCUAUUCAUCCACUCUUCCUCCAGGCUCAGCUCUCAUCUUCAUUAUUCAUGGCUAUAGUCCAAAAGAUGAUAAAUUAUUAGAAAAAAGUAUGAAACAACUAGAAUUGAACACAAUAGGGUGCUCAAUCAUAUAUGCUGGUGGAUAUUUCAAUGCAUUAGCACCUGAAUUGAAAGAGAGAAUCCUGGCUUAUACAGCUUCAAGCUCUAAAACUUAUUCAUUUUUUGAUAAAUUGUAUGCUACUUUCCCCGAGAUCUAUAGAAGUUCUAUCUCAGUUUUCAGGAGCAGAGAUAGUUUAGAAGUUAAAGGUAUAAAAUGUCCGUCCGCAUGGGAGGAUGUCUCGUAUAUAUUAAAUGAACAUGCUACUCUCUUAAGAGCUCCGAGAGAAAGCAAUGUUGAAAUCCUGAGAGCAAUACUCCAAACAGAUUUCCUCUUCAAGAAAAGUCAGCAGGUGAAGCUCAUUGAUUUACAAGGAAAAGUGAUACUAGUUUUGGAUACAAGCCCAAGUAUGCACGAGAUCCCAACCUAUUCAGCUUUCAACGAAAUAUAUAUGAAGAUGCAAGAUAGCCAUCAAGAUCUCGUCGAAGUGGUUUGGGUUGGACUAUGUCAGAACAAGUUCGAGACAGCUGUUGCAGAUGCUCCAUGGCCUGUCGUCCCUGUUCCAUGGCUGCUUCAGAACUGGAAGUCAUUUCACAAUUUCUUUUCUUCAAUAGGAAUAAAGUACAAGUACGCAUUGCCGCCGACGUGGUCGUCUCCAGAAGAGGUGGAGAUAAAUGAGAAUGGAAGAAUAACGUGGUGGUGGUCGCCUCCGAGAGCGGUGGUGGUGGAUGGCUUAGGAAGAAUCUCCAACAAGAAUGCAUGGGAGAUGAUAGAAAGGUGGGGGGUGGAGGCAUUUCCAUUUUCCGUGGACCGCGAAGAGGAGCUCAGGAAAUCAGAAUGGGAGAAGAUGUUCAACUACAAUCAAUUUGUUUUUCAAAAUAUGUCCUACACUCAAACAAAGGUGAAGCACGGGCCGCCCUAUGGAGAACUGAUGUUGUUAUUUGUUGGUGAAGAAGACAAGAUGUUGAAGUUCACUGCAGACUUAGCUUAUGCUCUCACCAAGUUGAAAAGUCUGUUUUCGCUCUGUUAUAUUCGGCAUAAAAGAUCCUUCUUCAAAGAUGAUUACGAAUUGCAGAUAGAGAAGAUGAACAGCAUUCCGAGCAUCUCUCUCAGUGAAGCAUACAGAUUUUGGGAACGUAUGGAGUAUUUGUACUCUGAUUUAACGAGAAUGGGAAGUGAUGAUAAGAUAGUACAGGUGAGGAGAAUGGUGUGUGGUAUUAUUAGUGCUGAAAGUAGGAGUUUUCUAGAAGGAAAUAUUCGAGUAAUAGUGGUAGAUGAGAAGGGGGAGGUGGUAAGUGGGAGCGCAAAGGAGGUGGUAAAGACGCUAUUGCAUUGAAGCGAGAAUAAGUCAAAGUCGCCGACUGAGUUUAUCCAAGUUUUGCAGGGGCAAAGGGAAGACGGGAUGAUCCAUACCAAACAUCAUCCCCAACAUCUUAUGCUUCUAAUAGAUUUCCUUUAUGGCUUUCGCAGCUGCACUGUAUGCUGCGGUAACAAAAUCUUUUCUACGGAGUAUUAUCAUUAUCAAUGUAAUACAUGUGCAAAUCAUGUCAUGUGCGAUAAAUGUAUUUCAGAUUAGGAAGGAAAAAGUGUAAGAACUUAUUGCUCUUAGAAAAACUAAUU
Cryptomeria japonica (Japanese cedar) is the source of this 3310-nucleotide messenger RNA. RefSeq lists its product as uncharacterized. Gene Ontology annotation, biological process: defense response to fungus. Lineage: Eukaryota; Viridiplantae; Streptophyta; Pinopsida; Cupressales; Cupressaceae. The record is from RefSeq and is a predicted model, not a curated record. The coding region runs from base 90 to 3026 and encodes 978 amino acids. The transcript has 5 exons.